Myotis daubentonii (Daubenton's bat) is the source of this 2567-nucleotide messenger RNA. It is a transcript of the gene PDCD4, whose product is annotated as programmed cell death 4. Gene Ontology annotation, biological process: negative regulation of DNA-templated transcription. Lineage: Eukaryota; Metazoa; Chordata; Mammalia; Chiroptera; Vespertilionidae. Gene Ontology annotation, cellular component: nucleus; cytosol. The record is from RefSeq and is a predicted model, not a curated record.
AACAAAACAAAAACAGAGCAAGAGCGGCCAGAGACGCUCCGAGGCAGCGGCAGAGGUUGAGGAGCGGGGAUCAGGCCAGCGGAGCGGGGACAGGUCAGCGGACCAGGGACUGGGCGAGCAGCGCCAGCGGCCCGACGGGUUUGUUCAGUUCCCCAGCAUCUCAGCAGGCGUCUUCGUAUGAUACUUCCAUUGGACUUUCUGUUGUAAUAAUAAGAAAAGUAGUUGCCAGGAGUGCAAAAAAGAAGUGACAGCUUGGAUAUUUCCUGUGUGCCCACUUUUGCAUCAUUGUGGCUAAAUACUUUUAGCUGAUUCUUUUAAGCUGCUAAUGAGCUGUAAUUGUAGCCCUGGUACGAAUACAAAUACGUACAUUUCUAGCUAACAUAUGGACUGAACUUAAAAAAUGGUCAGAGUGGAUUAUCAGAAAUAGAUCCCAAAGGAAGACUUCCAUUUGGUAAUUUAAUCAGUGCAAGUGAAAUUAAGGAAUAAUGGAUGUAGAAAAUGAGCAGAUACUGAAUGUAAAUUCUACAGAUCCUGAUAACUUAAGUGACUCUCUGUUUUCUGGCGAUGAAGAAAAUGCUGGGACUGAGGAUAUAAAGAAUGAGAUAAAUGGAAAUUGGAUUUCAGCAUCCUCCAUUAAUGAAGCUAAAAUUAAUGCCAAGGCAAAAAGGCGCCUAAGGAAAAACUCAUCCCGGGACUCUGGCAGAGGCGAUUCAGUUAGUGAUAAUGGAAGCGAAGCCAUUAGAAGUGGAGUAACUGUACCAACCAGUCCAAAGGGAAGAUUGCUAGAUAGGCGAUCCAGAUCUGGGAAAGGACGGGGACUACCAAAGAAAGGUGGUGCAGGAGGCAAAGGUGUUUGGGGUACACCUGGGCAGGUAUAUGAUGUGGAGGAAGUGGAUGUGAAAGAUCCUAACUAUGACGAUGACCAGGAGAACUGUGUUUAUGAAACUGUAGUUUUGCCUUUGGAUGAAACAGCAUUUGAGAAGACUUUAACACCAAUCAUACAGGAAUAUUUUGAGCAUGGAGAUACUAAUGAAGUUGCGGAAAUGCUAAGAGAUUUAAAUCUUGGUGAAAUGAAAAGUGGAGUACCAGUGUUGGCAGUAUCCUUGGCAUUGGAGGGAAAGGCUAGUCAUAGAGAAAUGACAUCUAAGCUUCUUUCUGACCUUUGUGGAACAGUAAUGAGCACAAAUGAUGUAGAAAAAUCAUUUGAUAAAUUGUUGAAAGAUCUACCUGAAUUAGCAUUGGAUACUCCUAGAGCACCACAGUUGGUGGGCCAAUUUAUUGCAAGAGCUGUUGGAGAUGGAAUUUUAUGUAAUACCUAUAUUGAUAGUUACAGAGGAACUGUAGAUUGUGUACAGGCUAGAGCUGCUCUGGACAAGGCUACUGUGCUCCUGAGUAUGUCUAAAGGUGGAAAGCGCAAAGAUAGUGUGUGGGGCUCUGGCGGUGGGCAGAAGCCUGUUAAUCACCUUGUAAAAGAGAUUGAUAUGCUGCUGAAAGAGUACUUACUCUCUGGAGACAUAUCUGAAGCUGAACAUUGCCUUAAGGAACUGGAAGUACCUCAUUUUCACCAUGAGCUUGUAUAUGAAGCCAUUGUAAUGGUUUUGGAGUCAACUGGAGAAAGUACAUUUAAGAUGAUUUUGGAUUUGUUAAAAUCCCUUUGGAAAUCUUCUACGAUUACUCUAGACCAAAUGAAAAGAGGUUAUGAGAGAAUUUAUAAUGAAAUUCCAGACAUUAAUCUGGAUGUCCCAUAUUCAUACUCCGUGCUUGAGAGAUUUGUAGAAGAAUGUUUUCAGGCUGGAAUAAUUUCCAAACAACUCAGAGAUCUUUGUCCUUCAAGGGGCAGAAAACGUUUUGUAAGUGAAGGAGAUGGAGGUCGUCUUAAACCAGAGAGCUACUGAAUAUAAGAACUCUUGCAGUCUUAGAUGUUAUAAAAAUAUAUAUGUCUCUGAAUUGUAAGAGUUGUUAGCACAGUUUUUUUGUUUGUUUUUAAACACUUGUUUUGGGUACAAGGCAUUUCUGAAAUUUUAUAGACUUAAAUUUAAGGGGAAUUUUUAAAGGAAGUGUUUCCUUUUUUUUUUUUUUUUUCUUUUUUUUUUGAUGGUGUAAAGGAGGGACAGAAAAGUAACCACUUCUUAAGUGGAGUGAUCUCAUAAGCUACCUUUUGUAAGUGCCAUGUUUAUGACCUAAUCAUUCCAAGUUUUGCAUUGAUGUCAGAUUGCUAUUCCUUUCUUUCAAGGACAGUGUUUUUGUAGUAAAAUCACUGGUUUAUACAAAGCUUUAUUUAGGGGGUAAAGUUAAGCUGCUAAAACCCCAUUUUGGCUGCUGCUGUUGAAAUACUGUGCUUUGGGAGUAAAAAAAAAGUUAUUUCUUUGUCUUAAAGAAUUUUAAGAAAAUGAGUUAGUCAGGAGACUUAUUCAUCUUUCCAGAGAACGUAUUGAUUGGUCUUAAAGACUAGACAGUUAAGUAAAUGGUGGCUGGAACAUUUAUUUUUCUACAAAACUGGAAAAAUGAACCCGGUUCUAGAAGAAUGUAUGACAAAAUAAAACAUGUGAAACAGUGUUGAUUCUUUA